AGAGCUUUACCAAGGACGGGGAUCCCAAGUGCUGCCAGCGUUGCUUCUUCUGGGAGCUCUUCCACAGGUGCGUGCAGGGCAGCACGGGGGCAGCGGGAGCUUGGGCACCCGUGGGUCAGGGUGCACUGUCCCCACGAUGGGCGCUGUACCCAGGCACGUGUCCCCACGUGUCCUCUUGUGGCCCACGAGGACACGAGCUCAGCACCCAGGCUGGGCCAAUGUGGAUUUAUUUCUAUUAAAAAUGGAAACCACAUGCCUGGGCUUUGGGGGUGCAUAGGGUGGGGGACAGUUGCUCUGGGAGUUGGUGCUGUCACCAAAGGGACAGGACAGCGGUUGGGGUCUGUGGGGGGAUGGCACUCUGGGGGAAGUGAGCAUGGUCUCCUCUGUCCCACGUCUCCCUGUGCUGGGGGCAGACAUGGGACAGAGGAGACAGGUCCCACCUGCUGGCUGGGCGAUGUCUCAGGGCAGGAGGUGACUAAUGGUGCCUGUCCUUCCCUUUCAGCUUGGAGACCACUGAGGAUGUGUGACCCCAACCAAGGCCCACCACAACUGCACCUUGCAGUGCGCCCUCCUGCCCUUCCAGGACAUCCCGAUCCUGGCAAAGGGCCCUCCCCUGGCGGUGUGGCAGUCUGCCCCCCACACCCUGCUCCAUCUGGCCAGCACCCCCAGGGGCAACCCCCGUUGGGACAUCAUCCUCAUGGACACCAGGAGCACCAUAAGGAGCCCCAUAAGGAGCACCAUAUGGAGCCCCAUAAGGGGCACCAUAAGGAGCACCAUAAGGGACACCAUUAGAAGAAGCACUGCAACCACCAUGAAGGCAAGCCCUCUGGUGCCUCAUGCAGCUCAAGCAGCAGCUCAAGCAGAAGCUCUGACUGGCUAAAGGUCUUGCAUCUCCCACCUGGCUCUGUGAUGAUCAACAAAACAUGAGACCAAACUCCUCGUGGGAACCCUCUGCAUGCUACUCCUCACCAUCCCCCUUUCCCUUGGAGCAGUGCUUUGCCUGCUGAGUUAUUUUUCUUGUGUGCAAGAGCUUGUAAAUCCUUUGACCUGGAAUCUCCGAGUUAAUGGACAACAUUUCCACCCUCUAUCUUCUGGGAGACCCUGCUGAAAGUCAUUACAUGCUGUUUUCCAAUCUA
This is a messenger RNA of Serinus canaria (Common canary), 1136 nucleotides long. RefSeq names its product histidine-rich glycoprotein-like. The record is from RefSeq and is a predicted model, not a curated record. Lineage: Eukaryota; Metazoa; Chordata; Aves; Passeriformes; Fringillidae. Bases 253 to 792 code for a protein of 179 amino acids. The transcript has 3 exons.